AUUACAAAGUGCAAGUGGGAUGAGAUGGGAUUUCUACAGUGACAUCACUAACUUGAUUUAGGAGAAUCAGAGCUAGCUGAUUACCUGAAUGGGUUUAGAGACAUUGCCCUAUUCUUUCCAAUGUUAUUUCGUUUCCAACUUUCCUAGCUACCUAGGUACACCAGUAGGUACCGAUCUUAAACCCGACAUCUUCAAUGUUGAGCCUUCUCCAACCAUUUCAACUUUGAAGCACCCAGACCAUAGGUGUCAGUUGGCUGCUGUUGUUCCAGCUCCGAGUCACGACAACCCCCGAUAUGAGACCUGACAGGUGAAAUAGAUAAUCUCCGAAAAUAAUCACUUCCCGCACAUACUCCUAGAUAUCCUCAACAUAACCAGACACUCUCGCCAUGUCUUCCGAAGAAACAAAUCCGCUCGCCGAGUCCGGCGUCACGAUGCACUCGGAUAGCGAGCAAUAUUCGGCCGGCGAAGACAUAUCAACCUCGCCACCUUCGUCGUCCUCGCCGCCUAUGGUCCUAUACAAACCUCCGACCGUCUGGUCUAUGCUCCGAGGUGCGGCCAUUAACCUGCUGCUGCCAUUUAUCAACGGCAUGAUGCUGGGAUUUGGAGAGCUGUUCGCGCACGAAGCCGCCUUUAGGUUGGGGUGGGGAGGUACAAGAGUCUUCCCUCUGUCCCGACAACGAGUGCACCCCAUCGGCCCGGGCAUCGAGAUUCGCGAUCGACCAAAACCGCGACCGGACCUACGAGAUCUUGCGAGCUUGGAGUAACUGCUGUCCGGAUAGCUGCAAUACUUGUACAUUUACCGUAGGGCUGGAAAUGGCAGGCAUAUCUCAUAGACAUACGUACCUAGGUACACUAUACACUACAUGUAUCUGACACGCUGAAUACCUAUCAAACUAGACGGGCGGGAGAGAGGAAGGAAAAAUCAAAAAGGCCAAGAGAUGGACAUUGGACGUUGGAUGUUGGGUAUUGUUUGUGUAUAAAGGUUCUUUCGACGAAGGAAACCCAGUCUUAAGAUAAUUACAGUAAAAUGUACAUGAAUUCCUCGGGGCCAUCUUAAAUUUCAAGGGUCUCUUUGCUUUAAGUGCGUGCAUACAUACAUGCAUGCCCACAUCUUAUUGUCCUGCUCUCAGGAUGUGUCUGCCUAUCCACUUACCAUGAGGCUCGUCGGAUUAUAAUUCGAGUUGAAUAUUUGAUAUGUACGGGUACAGUUCUUGGAGUGUGUUAUACCAGGUAUCUAUG
Messenger RNA from Annulohypoxylon truncatum, 1239 nucleotides. Its product is annotated as TOM13-domain-containing protein. Gene Ontology annotation, biological process: mitochondrial outer membrane translocase complex assembly; protein insertion into mitochondrial outer membrane. Lineage: Eukaryota; Fungi; Ascomycota; Sordariomycetes; Xylariales; Hypoxylaceae. The record is from RefSeq and is a predicted model, not a curated record. The transcript has 2 exons. Bases 387 to 764 code for a protein of 125 amino acids. Gene Ontology annotation, cellular component: mitochondrial outer membrane.